AUGUAUACCGAAGAAGUGGCAGCCAAAUUAAAAACAGUGCAUGGAAAUCCGAAUAUUUCGCAUUGGAGCCUAGAUCAUGGAUAUGAAAGUGAUGUGAAUGAAAAUGGAUAUCCACACCGUGUAUUCAGUACAAAUCCAAGACGAUCAUUGCGUUGUCACUUGUCGGUCAACACAGAUGAUCAAUUUGUUUGCAAAAAGGGCCUAGGAUACCAAGUAUUCCUGAAUGUUCCAGGCGAAGUCAUACAUACUCGAAGUUUUCCCAUUAAUAUUCAAUUUUCGCGGCGAGAAAUAAUUCGAGUCAAACCGAAAUUGAUAACAACAACCGAAAACUUACGCAAUUAUGCACCAAAUCAACGUCAAUGUUUUUUUGAUUCAGAGCGUCGACUACGUUUUUUAAAAUUGUAUACACAAAAUAACUGUGAAGCGGAGUGUUUGGCCAACUACACUAAGAGUGUUUGCGGAUGCGUCAAAUUUCAUAUGCCGAGAGAUGAAGAUACGAAAAUUUGUGGAGCAGCUAGUAUAACAUGUUAUGCAACGGCGGAGUGGAAUCUGUAUGGUGACGAUAUAAUUGUUGGUAUGAAAGAUCAAGAUGCUCGCAAAUUUCGUGAAAAUUGCAACUGUUUGCCUGCCUGCCAUCAUAUUGCAUAUGAUGCCUCAUUCGCAGCAGGCAGAGCACUUGGAGAUAUUUCAGACAAGAUGGUUUCGGAAGUCAUCGUACUGUUUCGCGAACCACAAAUUAUAACACUACAACGAACACCAUUGUAUACAUUGACUGACUUUUUAGCCGCCUGCGGUGGCUUGCUUGGUUUAUUUUUGGGCAUUUCUGCAUUGAGUGUUGUCGAAUUCGUCUAUUAUUUUACGCUUCGAUUGUUUUGGACUUUUCGUCAAUCAAGAGACAACCAUUUUUCGGUUAAUAUAUCACUGCAACAAGAACGAAUCAAAAGCAUUUCCAUUGACAUACCAAACUACUAA
Messenger RNA from Contarinia nasturtii (swede midge), 972 nucleotides. Its product is annotated as pickpocket protein 28-like. Gene Ontology annotation, molecular function: ligand-gated sodium channel activity. Gene Ontology annotation, biological process: sodium ion transmembrane transport. The transcript is spliced from 5 exons. The record is from RefSeq and is a predicted model, not a curated record. Bases 1 to 972 code for a protein of 323 amino acids. Lineage: Eukaryota; Metazoa; Arthropoda; Insecta; Diptera; Cecidomyiidae. Gene Ontology annotation, cellular component: membrane.